Dreissena polymorpha is the source of this 3996-nucleotide messenger RNA. RefSeq lists its product as uncharacterized. Bases 313 to 1677 code for a protein of 454 amino acids. The record is from RefSeq and is a predicted model, not a curated record. NCBI's taxonomy places the organism in Eukaryota, Metazoa, Mollusca, Bivalvia, Myida, Dreissenidae. The transcript has 9 exons.
AUCUGCCUUAUCUAAACACUCAGCUAUCAUACACACCACGUGGGUUGUCAUAUCCGAUAACUCAUCCGCAUAUGACAUUACAUGCUUCCACACCCGUAAUAGGUUAUUUUUCAGUAUAAGGAGGCGUUAACAUCUCGUGAUCAUUGCUGGUGUGAAUGCGGGAAUGUAGGCGUCAUAACUCGUUAAACGAAAGGAGAAAAUGUCCACAUUGUCAUUACUAAGAUAAUGCAGCGAACCAUAUUUAGGAGAUAAAACCCUGUGAACAGUUCAGACGAGGCUGCUGAAAAUUCCAUUACAGCAACUGUGCCAACAAUGAGUGAACAAUCUAACAUGUCUAGAAUAAAAGUUACAGAAAGUGAUAUUGAUUCAAUUGACGAUAUCAGAACAGCGGAUGUGCGACGAUUGCUAAAGCGUAAUCUUCUUUGUGACGGAACAACACGGGCACAUAAUGAAGAUUCGUUGAAUAAGGGACAACAAAAUGAACGAACUAAAAUGGACAAUCUGAUUGUAUUGUAUAAAGAAGCAUACGCGUUGAUAAAAGAAAACGACACAUUUUUCUCUGGUAUUUUUAAAUGGAACCAAAAUAUAAUGACUGACUUAACAAACGGCAUUGAAAAUCUUAAAAAUUACAGAUCUCCGAUCUUAGUCCUAGGAGAAACCGGUGCCGGCAAAACAUCUUUCAUUAACUUGUUGUUAGGAGAACGUCUCCUGCCAACCAGCCUGCAUAGCAACACACACACCAUAUGUGAACUGAGUAACAGUCCCUCAGGCAAUCUUGACGCCGAUGUAGAAUAUGUUGAUAAACCAAAAGAAGAGGGUGUCAAAACAUUUUCUAAUAAAGACAAUCCUAAAGAAUUCGUUGAAUUCAUGAAAGUUGAAGCAGUAAAGACAAAUGUCCGAAAGAUAACUGUGCAUGCGCCAUUUAAUAUUUUAAAGAAUAACGUUGUCAUCGUUGACAGUCCAGGUGUUGGUGAAACACAGGAAAUGACAGAUGUUGUUUUGGGCUAUGUCGAGAAAGCUGCAGUUUUCAUUUUCGUCAUUGAUAUGAUGAAUGCCGGUGGAGUGCAACAAAGGGUACCAACGAAUGAAAAGGAAAUCGUCAUUAACGACACAGUCGAGCGAUUACUAGAGCUUUGUCACGAAUUGGAUUCAAGUCAAAUAAUUCCAUUUUCAACAACUGAAGCACAGUCGUUUCAAGAUGAAGGUGCAGUGGCUCCUAGAUUCAAAACAGUGUUGGCUAGACUUUCACAGAUGAUUCCUGCUACCCAAUUCAUGACCACACAUAAGGCGCAAACAUGGUUGAGAGAUGUUUUAGAGAAAAGCCUACACAUAACUCGCGCACACAUAGAAAACUCUCGCCUAAGCGAGAAACAACUUCUCGACAAGAAAACAAUGGCACAGCAGAGAAUUAAAGAUCUAGGAAAAGAGAUGAACGCGUUUAUAUCUGAACAAAGAGGAAACGUUGCCAAGAGAAUUCAAGAGGGGGCCGCGGAAAUGUAUGAUCGAGUUAAUACCGAGCAAACAAAAGGACACGUAUGCAGAUUCGAUUCAGCAGCUUUACCAACAAAUAGCAAGUGGCACGAUGCUGCUGCCAAUAUUCGAACACAGCUCUUUGAAAAAAAUAAUAAAAGCAAUGAAUUUGCCGAAAUUCGCCGAAAACAUAGAAGGCCAAAUUAAAACAGAGCUUGCAUCUAAAAUACCAUCUUUUCAAUCAAUUUUAAAUGCUUUGCAAGUUACAGUAUCCGGCCGAAAUGAUACUGUUAUUGAAGAGAAGACCACCGAAUUUCUUCCGGAAUACGUUAAAAAAAGUAUACGGCAAAUCUAUUGGAAUGACAGCAUUGCUUACUCCAACUAUGCCGUUCAUAGCUUUGGGAAGACUGCCAGUUUUCUUUGUUAAGCGGUUUGAAGAGUCACGUGAAAUGUUGGCAAUGGAAAACAUGUAUAAAACGGCUAACGGGAGAAAAGAUAUGAUUAAAGAAGUAUGUGAAAAAUACGCAAAGUAUGUAUUCCAGAAUGUUGUCAAACAAAUGGAGAUACAAACACUAGCUACGGAAACUAUGCAAGUAUGCUAUAGUCGUCUUGAUGAGCUUGAGAAUGAAAUGAAAGAGAUAGUAUGCAGUGAUAGAAAAUUUAUAGAAAGCUUCCCUGAAAAACAUAAAGAUAUUCAAUUGGGACUUGCGAAGAUAAACGAAAUCGACGACAAACUUAAAUGUCUAAAAUCGAAAGUCGAUAAAUGCUUGAACAAUGGUGGGUUACCGUAGCAUCUGAGGGCAGGAACUUUCAGUCUUUAACAGACAUUGUUAAUAUUCUUGGUUAUUAAGGAGAACAAAUCCUCGUACAAAACAACAUCUAUCUUGAUCUGUAAAAAAACUUCUAACUAGUUAGUGUACUACGUAAACAAUUCAACCAUGUAUUUUGCGAUAAAUCAGCUACUGCUAUAUGCUUUUAAACGGACUGCGUUUAAUUAAAACGCCGUGGUUUUUAAUACGUAAAUUUAAUGCAUAAUCAUAAAAACUUUAAGCACCAAAUAAAUGCCAUCGAAUACCAUUUAUAAUUUAACUUCCAGAAUAUUUCAUUUGUAUACAUUUUUAAUGUAUGUAAAUUCUUCAAAUUUUUAUUAUGAGUAUGUGUGUGUAUUGUUCAUGUGUACGUUUGUAAUCAGCAUACUUUGAUGCAGGAUGAUUGAAGAUUGAACGCUCAGUUUAAGCUACUUAUUAUUGGUUGUGUUAUAAUAAAUUCUUACAAAUGAAAUGAAUGUUAAAUAAAAUUUUGCUUGAUGGCUAUAAUUUCAAUACAGUUUUGAAAUGUACGAAAGCACUCAUGUUAAUGAAGGAAUGUCUACAUGGCUGCACUUAAAUUGCACCUGAAAUGAUACAGAGUAAGAAAGGACUUUGAGUACCGUGUCUUUAUAUAUAAGUCUCGCAUAUGCAAAUCUGAAAUAUUUGACUACACUCGCCUUACGCAUUAAGUACUUUAAAUGUAUAUUGAUAUAUUAUUUGUGAACAAAAUUAACUUGCACCGUUACUAUACUUAAUAAGGCGUUACGAGUGGAUCUUAGGGAGCAGCGAGUUCAGUUUGAUUUUAUGUGUGUGGCGUUUGUUAAGUAUUUGGGUGAAAGGUCUCGAUUGUUUUGUGUUUUGCUUUGUAUUUUACAACUAUUGACAACUUGCUUUGAACUGUUAAGAUUGAGCAGCUAAAGUUUCACAACGACUGUAUUCAUUAUAUUUAUUUUAUAAUGACCAUUUCAAAUGUAUUUUGCCACAGCAUAUGGACAACUUUGAAAUAUACUUAUCAACUAAUAAUUUAACAUGUUUGUUCACAGAAUAAUAUGCUUAUUAUUAGUGUUGCAUAGGUUAGCCCUGUAGUACAUAUUGCUUUUCUAGUUAUCCAAUUAAAUCAUUAAAUCAUUAUGAUACAAUUUUGAACAUAACUUAUGUAUAUUCAAGUUAUUAAUGUGUUGUACUAUCCUAUCCAAAAUAUUAUCUUAAACACUAAUUAGUAAACUCAAAAAGCAAUUGUUUCAAAUUUGUAAAUUAAAAACAAAACAAAAAUAAAGAACGAAAUAUUGAAAAAACCAUCAUAUAAUUAGUAAGUGUCUCGCAAGUUCGAUUUAUAACGUAAUUAUUAUUCCUUUAUAUCUCGUAAGUUUGAUUUAGUUUCUUGUUAUUACUACUCAUUACGAGAUCAAAAAGCCGUAAUGUCGAGAUACAAAAUCGUAAAUACUAGAUUUUUUUGUUUAAUAUUUAGGUAUUUAUUUUCUUUUUAUAUUUACACUUGCUACAGUAACUAGGACACUACCAAAGUAUAUAUUAUAUGUAAUGUGCUUUAUACGAUAUUACUUUGUUAUUGAUCAUAAUUCUAACAGUUGCACCCUUCAAUAGCUUUGAAUAAUGUUCUGACUUUAAAGGUGUAAUUUGAGUCGUGCAAAUUUGAUGUGUGUGUUUGUUUUUUGCCGUGUUGAAUGUAGCGUUUGUUAAUAAAACUAAAUAUAUUGUU